Molecule: messenger RNA, 1368 nt
Organism: Pneumocystis jirovecii RU7
Lineage: Eukaryota; Fungi; Ascomycota; Pneumocystomycetes; Pneumocystales; Pneumocystaceae
Exons: 7
Coding region: 1-1368 (455 amino acids)
Biological process (GO): translational initiation
Cellular component (GO): cytoplasm; nucleus; eukaryotic translation initiation factor 3 complex
Molecular function (GO): translation initiation factor activity
Source: RefSeq, a predicted model, not a curated record
AUGUAUUCUGAAAUAAAGGAAAAGGCAUCGUUUAUAUCUUCAGAUCCUUCUCAAUAUGAUCUUGUUCCACGUAUGCUUCCGUAUCUUGACAAACAUUUAAUUUUUCCUUUAUUGGAAUUUUUACAGGAAAAAAAUAUAUAUGAGAAGAAAGUUAUGCUUCAGGCAAAAUAUGAUUUAUUAAUUGAAACUUAUAUGACUGAUUAUAUUAUAAAUUUAUCACAAGAAAUAAGUUUUAUAGAUCCUUUGUUUAAAAGUUAUAUAGAGUUUACCAAAAAAAAAGAAGAAGUAGAAAUGUUUGAUGCACUAAAUAGUGAAAGUCAAAAGGUUUUAGAAGUGCUUGACAAUCCUGAGGUAAUCGCUGCUUUAAAACAAGAUAAAGCACAAAAUUUGCAAUAUUUGAAAGAUUCACAUGGACUUACUGUUGAAAUGAUUAAUUCCUUGUACAAAUUUGGAAAUUUUCAAUAUAAUUCUGGUAACUAUGCAAGUGCAGUGGAUCUUCUUUAUCAUUUUAGAGCCUUAUCUAUGGAUAAUGAGUUAAAUGUUUCUGCAACAUGGGGAAAGUUAGCAUCUGAGAUUUUGACUGUUAAUUGGGAACGUGCUUUAGAAGAAGUAAAUAAAUUAAAAGAAAUUAUUGAUACAAAGAGUUUUUCUAGUCCGAUUUUUCAACUUAAACAUCGGACGUGGCUAAUUCAUUGGUCUCUUUUCCCUUUUUUUAAUCACGAAACAGGAAGAAUAGCUCUUUGUGAAUUAUUUUUUUCUCCAUCAUAUAUGAACACAAUUCAGACAUCAUGUCCAUGGAUUUUAAGAUAUUUAACUGUUGCAGUUAUUACAACGCGAUCACAAGUACGAAAUGCAAUGCAUUAUCAACGUCGUAUGAAAGAAUUAGUAAAAGUGAUUGACCAAGAAUCAUAUGAAUAUAUGGAUCCUGUUAUACAAUUUAUUAAAGUCUUGUAUAUUCAGUUUGAUUUUGAAGAUGCUCAGAAUUCUCUUAAAGAAGCAGAAGAAAUAUUGAAAAAUGACUUUUUUUUAGUAGGAAUGUGUUCUGAAUUUGUUAAUUCUGCACAUUAUCUUAUGGCGGAAGCUUAUUGUAAGAUUUAUCAACGUAUUGAUAUUGAUGACCUUUCGAAACGAUUAAAUUUCUCACAUGAUCAAAUCGUUAAGUUUAUUCAUGACGAUCUUAUAGAUUUAAAUGCAAAAAUAGAUUUUAAAGAAGGUACUAUUGUUAUGAAUCAUCUUUCUCAACCUAUAUAUCAACAAGUUAUUGAACGUACAAAAGGAUUAAAUUUUAGAACUCAAGUUUUAGCACAAGCAAUUGCUCGCCGACAACAAGGAGAUAAAAAAGAAACAAUAUCUGAAAUAGUAACAUAA